Molecule: messenger RNA, 1143 nt
Organism: Ylistrum balloti
Lineage: Eukaryota; Metazoa; Mollusca; Bivalvia; Pectinida; Pectinidae
Product: GATA zinc finger domain-containing protein 14-like
Exons: 2
Coding region: 1-1143 (380 amino acids)
Source: RefSeq, a predicted model, not a curated record
AUGUCAACACUUACCCCGCCAAACACAACAACAAUAACCCCGCCAAACACAACAACACUCACCCCGACAAACACAACAACACUAACCCCGCCAAACACAACAACACUCACCCCGCCACACACAACAAUAAUAACCCCGCCAAACACAACAACACUCACCCCGCCAAACACAACAACACUCACCCCGCCAAACACAACAACACUCCCCCGCCAAACACAACAACACUCCCCCGCCAAACACAACAACACUAACCCCGCCAAACACAACAACACUCACCCCGCCAAACACAACAACAAUAACCCCACCAAACACAACAACACUCACCCCGACAAACACAACAACACUAACCCCGCCAAACACAACAACACUCACCCCGCCAAACACAACAAUAAUAACCCCGCCAAACACAACAACACUCACCCCGCCAAACACAACAAUAAUAACCCCGCCAAACACAACAACACUCACCCCGCCAAACACAACAAUAAUAACCCCGCCAAACACAACAAAACUAAACCCGCCAAACACAACAACACUCACCCCGCCAAACACAACAAUAAUAACCCCGCCAAACACAACAACACUAACCCCGCCAAACACAACAACACUCACCCCGACAAACACAACAACACUAACCCCGCCAAACACAACAACACUCACCCCGCCAAACACAACAAUAAUAACCCCGCCAAACACAACAACACUCACCCCGCCAAACACAACAACACUCCCCCGCCAAACACAACAACACUACCCCGCCAAACACAACAACACCCCGCCAAACACAACAACACUAACCCCGCCAAACACAACAACACUCACCCCGCCAAAUACAACAACACUAACCCCGCCAAACACAACAACACUAACCCCGCCAAACACAACAACACUCACCCCGACAAACACAACAACACUAACCCCGCCAAAUACAGCAACACUUACCCCGCUAAACACAACAACACCAACCACGCCAAACACAACAACACUUACUCCGCCAAACACAACAACACUCAACCCGCCAAACACAACAACACUCAACCCGCCAAACACAACAACACUCAACCCGCCAAACACAACAAUAAUAACCCCGCCAAUCACAACAACACUCACCCCGCUAAACAUACUUUUACACGGGGAUCAUAG